AUGAAGGCUCGAAUAGGUGUUCUUGUUCUGCACGCACUCUGGUGUCAAUAAUGGCUUCAAUUAUUCUUCUAUUCCAACCAGAUUACUGCAUCGCUAAGCGACAGCCACCAUGUCCUCCUUCAUCAUGCGGCCAAAUUCGCAACAUAUCUUACCCAUUUCGCCUCAAAGGUGACCCAAGCCAAUGCGGCGACCCAAGGUAUGAGUUAGGUUGCGUUAACAACGUCACACUCUUAACCUUGUUCUCGGAGAAAUACCAUGUACGAGACAUCGACUAUAAGCAAUACAAAGUCGUUGUCAGUGACCCGGGUCAGGAGGAAGAAGCUAAUUGCUCCUUCAUCCCUCGCAAUUUCUUAUCGGACAGUAAUUUCAGGCCCACGGGCCUGGUUGGCCCAGAUGAUUUCGGAUCGGAGCCGUUCACUUGGGAACCCUGGUAUACUCUCCGAAUAGGGUACUUUAACUGCGCGAAUCCUGUGAGUGACGAUCCACGAUAUGUUAAGGUGGAGAGAGGUGAAUGUGGGAGAGGUGGGCACGUGUACGCGGUAUUAGAACCGUCUUUGUAUGAGGUUCGUGUGAAGGACAUCAAGGUUGGGUGCGAUCUGAUGGUGGCUACAGUGGUUGACUGGUCACCGAAAGAGAAUGUGAGCUACGACGAGAUCCGUGGCGUGAUAAGUGAGGGAAUUCGGUUGUCGUGGUUGCCGGUGAUUUGCGAGGAUCGAUGUGGAAGGGGAACGGAGUGUAAGGUUAUCAACGGAGAAGUCCAGUGUGAGGAACAUUACUGCCAUUACGCCUACCACACCACCGAUAAAUGCGAACCUUGGCACCAGAUUUUUGGCUAUAUUCGAGCUUAUCUUAGAGGCGUUAUUUUUGGAAUAGCUAGCAGAAUAACAUUCAGUACGAAACAAUUGGACAACCCUGUUGGACUGCAAUAUUUUUAUGGAGGAAUAUUCAUAGGACGACAAAUUAUACCAAUAUUUUUGGCUGCCAGAUAUCUGUUUGGAGUUGUACUUAUUCUUGUGCUAUUGAUCUACAAAUGGCGACGAAAACAUUCUUCAAUAUACGAAAAUAUUGAAAAUUUCUUGCUAGAUAGCCAUCUAAAUCCCAUUAGGUACGAGUACAAAGAAAUAAAAAAAAUGACUGGAGGUUUCAGAGUGAAAUUGGGUCAAGGAGGCUUUGGUGCUGUAUAUAAAGGAAAACUCCAAAGUGGGUUGGAUGUAGCAGUAAAGAUGUUGAGCAAAUCUAAUGAUAAUGGACAAGAUUUCAUGAAUGAAGUUGCUACCAUUGGAACAAUACAUCAUGUAAAUGUGGUGCGUCUUCUUGGAUACUCUGUAUAUGGAAAAAAGCGUGCUCUAGUUUAUGAAUUUAUGUCAAAUGGAUCACUAGAUAAAUAUAUUUUCUCCAAAGAAGAAAAUACUCGUUUAAGUUAUGAGAAAAUAUAUGAAAUAUCUCUUGGAAUAGCCGGUGGAAUUUCAUAUUUGCAUCAAGGUUGUGAUAUUCAAAUUUUGCAUUUUGAUAUCAAGCCUCAUAAUAUUCUUUUAGAUGACAACUUUGCUCCAAAGGUUUCAGAUUUUGGACUUGCAAAGCUACAUGCAGCAAAUGAUGGUGUUAUCAAUAUGACUACAGCAAGAGGAACAUUGGGUUAUAUGGCUCCAGAGUUGUUUUACAAAAAUAUGGGUGGAGUAUCUUAUAAAGCUGAUGUGUAUAGUUUUGGAAUGCUUCUAAUGGAAAUGGCAAGUAGGAGAAGGAACUCAAAUCCUCAUGCAGAACAUUCAAGUCAAAGUUACUUUCCCUUUUGGAUUUAUGAUCAAUUUCAUGAAGAGAAAAAUAUUGAUAUAGAAGAUGCUUCAGAAGAGGAAAAUAUUCUAGCUAAAAGGAUGUUCUUGGUAGCACUUUGGUGUAUUCAGUUAAAUCCAAGUGAUCGGCCUUCAAUGAACAAGGUAAUAGAGAUGCUUGAAGGGAUGAUUGAAGGUCUUGAAUUGCCUCCAAGGCCUUCAUUUUAUAAAAAUGAAACAUACAGACAUGAAAAAAUUAGCUCAGUACAUGAAAAUAUUAGCUCUGACUUUUCUGAAUUCACUUACUCUGAUAGUCAAUCUAAUAAAAGCAUAUCAUUAUAUUGACCAGAGAGUGUUAAAGAGGACAUAAGAUAACUUAAAUUAGGUGUAAUGUUGAUGGGACUAAUGAAUUAAUGUGAAUGGUUGGUCCUGGAUAAUUUGAUUUGGUCGUAAUUGUUCGCUAUUGUAGAUGAUUAUGGCUUUUAAAAACUUUCAUAUAGUAAGAAAGUGUGACAUUAGUGCAAUUUCUCAGAGGCAUCAUUUUUAU
This is a messenger RNA of Vigna angularis (adzuki bean), 2316 nucleotides long. Its product is annotated as LEAF RUST 10 DISEASE-RESISTANCE LOCUS RECEPTOR-LIKE PROTEIN KINASE-like 2.1. Gene Ontology annotation, molecular function: polysaccharide binding; protein kinase activity; ATP binding. Lineage: Eukaryota; Viridiplantae; Streptophyta; Magnoliopsida; Fabales; Fabaceae. The coding region runs from base 51 to 2114 and encodes 687 amino acids. Gene Ontology annotation, biological process: protein phosphorylation. The transcript is spliced from 4 exons. The record is from RefSeq and is a predicted model, not a curated record.